AUGAAGCACCGCAUCGCCUUCCGGAAGCUCAACCGCACGUCGUCUCAUCGCCAAGCGAUGCUGCGUACCAUGGUGACGCAGCUCAUUGAGCACGAACGUAUCCGGACAACGCUGCCCAAGGCCAAGGAACUCCGUCGAGUGGCUGAGAAAGCCGUGACGAUGGCCAAACAGAGCGACGAAUCGGCUCGUAAACGGGCGCAGAGUAUCGUGCGCACGCCGGAGGCCAUGACCAAACUCUUUGAGGUGGUGGGUCCUCGUUACGCUCUGCGGGAAGGCGGGUAUACGCGCAUUCUCAAGGCCGAUUUUCGGAAAGGAGAUGGGGCAGAGAUGGCGGUGAUUGAAUACGUGGAUCGACCGGGUGAGAUGCGCAAGGCCAAGCCGCCUACAGGCAUUGAAGCUGCUCGUGCGGUGUUUGAUGCUGAAGCGGAGCUUGUUUAG
This is a messenger RNA of Peronospora matthiolae, 438 nucleotides long. Lineage: Eukaryota; Oomycota; Peronosporomycetes; Peronosporales; Peronosporaceae. The record is from the annotation of a GenBank genome assembly.